This is a messenger RNA of Misgurnus anguillicaudatus (oriental weatherfish), 3957 nucleotides long. NCBI's taxonomy places the organism in Eukaryota, Metazoa, Chordata, Actinopteri, Cypriniformes, Cobitidae. The record is from RefSeq and is a predicted model, not a curated record.
GUUCUCAUAGAACGCAUCGUUGUCAUGGAACCAUUAUGACGUCACAAACAGUGCCUAUAAAAAGGGUCCGUCAGAAGCAAACGCUACCAUUCUAUUGAUCUGAACGCUUGGCUUUGGUUGACUCUGAAACCUGUGUACAGAUUAUUGAGUGAUUUUGCUGAAUUUAGCAAACAGUUUGCUACUUUAAGCUACUUUGACGCACUGUGGACAGACAGACGGUUUAUUCAGACCACAAAUCUUUUUAGACCAAGUCUAUACACAGUCUGCAGUCUACUUUCAACAUCAUGUCUCGCCCUUUAACGUCUUUCAUGGACAAGGAAGGAGCAGAUGUUGCAAAGAUGGAUUUUUGCCUACCCAAUGCUGUGCCGAACUUUGACACUGAGGCGAAAAGCCCAAAAACAGUGUUUAAAGCAGAGAUGGAUGCUUUUCUAUCGAAUGCUUUUCUGACAUUUGACAACAUCUUAAACACUGAAUCAUUGUCAGAAGUCAUGCACGAUGCUGGUAGUGCGGAUCCGUGUGGAGGAGUUGAGGAGGAUUCUCCUGCAAAUGCUGGGGCGAAAAGCCCAACAGUGUUUGAAGCAGAGAUGGAUUUAUUCCUAUCGGAUGCUUUUCGGAGCUUUGACACUGUCCUUACCACUGGACCGUUGUCAGAAUUCGGGAAAGCUGCCGGUAGUGUGAAUCCGUGUGGAGAAGUUGAGGAGAAGGAGAUGGAGAAAGUUUCUCCUGCCUAUGCUGAGGCAAAAAGCCCAACAAUGUUGGGAAGGAGUUGCCAAGAUAGUGGAAUGGAUUUUGUCCUGCCGUGUGCUGUGGCUGACAGUGUCCUUAACAUUGGAUCUCUGUUAGACAGACACAGAGGUAGUUCAAUUCCACAAGGACAAGGAAAGGAGUUUACUCCUACUUUUGAUGGGGCGAACAGCCCAAUAGACAGUAACAUCAGUCCGGACCAACGAAAGACGUCCUUUGACCGGGCCUGGAGGGGCAAAGUGGAGCCAGUGCCGGCUCCACAGCUUGAAGCCGAUCCAGCUAUCCCUGAUGUUAGGGAAGUGGUUGAUCUGGCAUUCUGGUCAAAGACUAAGAUUGGUCCGAAGAAACAGAAACAAAAGGCUUCGAAGAGCCGUUUAUAUGACCUCCAGGGAGAAAAGACUGUUGUUCAAGCGCAACAUGUCGAGGCAGAUUCAGCUAUUCCUGUUGGUAUGGAUGGUGCUGAUUUUGCAUGCCCCGAAUCGAAUAUAUGUAUUCGUACGGAAAAACAAAAGACUUGGAAGAGUCGCUUAUUUGGCUGGUUCCAGAGGGGCAAUUUGGAGUCAGUGCCGACUCCACAGCUUGACGCCGAUCUUGCUAAUCCUGUUGGAAGGGAUGUUGCUGAUCUGGCCUGCCAUGAGGCAAAAACUAAGAUUCGUCCGGACAAACGAAGGUCAAUGAAGUGUUGCUUCCUUGACCGCUUCCGGAAGAGCGAUGUGGAGUCAAUGCCGACUCCACAGCUCGAUGCCGAUCUUGCAAAUCCUGUUGGAAUGGAUGGUGCUGAUCUGGCCUGCCAUGAGGCAAAACCUAAGAUUCGUCCGGACAAAGGAAAGUCGUUGAAGCGUUGCUUCCUUGACCGCUUCCGGAAGAGCGAUGUGGAGUCAGUGCCGACUCCACAGCUCGAUGCCGAUCUUGCUAAUCCUGUUGGAAUGGAUGGUGCUGAUCUGGCCAGUCGUGAGUUAAAUCCUCACAUCAGUUUUCCUGCCAUCGCUAAUGCCAGCCUAGAAAAUUUAGGUGCCGUUCCACCCAAUGUCGGGCUUAAAGGUGGUGGAAAUCCAGAUUCAAAUAGACCACAAGCAAUCGGAAAUCCCCGAACCCCUGUCCCAAAAGAUGCGGGAAAUCCUGUCCCAAAAGAUGCGGGAAAUCCUGUACCAAAAGAUGCGGGAAAUCCUGUACCAAAAGAUGCGGGAAAUCCUGUACCAAAAGAUGCGGGAAAUCCUGUCCGAAAAUAUGUAAAAGUUGUUAGGCCGAAAACUUUUAAUCUUUUUAAAAAGCGAAGCAACAACCAACAAGCCGAUCCUGAGCCAGGUCCAUCAGUGACUACAGAGACCUUUGAGUCUAAAUAUCAACUGUUAGAGAUGGAUGUGAUUGGGCAAGGUAGCUUUGGCGUAGUGUUCAAAGGGAUCCGUCAAACGGAUGGGAAUCUGGUUGCCAUCAAGCAAAUGAUGAAACAAAAGAAGAAGGACAGAUAUAUUCAGAUUCCUGGAUAUCCCCAACCGCUGCUAACAGAAAUAGCAUUAAUGCUAAGGUUAAGAGAAAGUUACCAUUGCCCAUAUAUCAUCGAGAUGUAUGACUGGUAUGAGACCAGCAAAAUGUUCACAAUUGCGAUGGAGUAUCCUCAGGAGAGCCAAUCCUUGUGGAGUUUUGUUUACAAAUACAAACUGAGUGAAAGUGCAGCACGACAUCUGAUGUAUCAGGCCGUACGAGCAGUUGAACACUGCCUGAUGAAUGGUGUCGUCCAUACCGACAUACAUCCGGGGAACUUCUUGGUGCAGAAGAAAACAAUGACGUUAAAGUUAAUUGACUUUGGGCUUGGACAUCUAUUUAGGUUUGAUGGCCAUGCUUCCAAGGACUUUAGAGGAGCUAAAGAAUGCACACCGCCUGAGGUUCAAACAAAUAAGAAAUUUUUUGCCAGGCCAGCAAACACCUGGGCCUUAGGUGGUAUGCUAUAUUUCAUGAUGCAUGCAGCUUACCCCUAUCCUAUAAGCGACUUGUAUGCCGGUGAACCAAAGAAAUACGAUGAAGGCUUAUCAAAGGAAAUCUGUGAACUGAUAGACUGGUGCCUGGAUGUGAGACCAGAUAGACGUCCAUGGCUCCACCAGAUCUUAAGUCACGACUGGUUCAGAACUGAAUGGAUUAAUGAAAAACCGGAAUUCAAACGCAGAAAGAGUAAAAGAAAAGCCAAAACAAAGGCUGAAGAGGCUGAAGGAUAAGGGAAUGAUGGGAGAUGCUGUUUCAUCAUCCAGAGACGUAUGGAGUUUGCUAAUCGUGUUUCCGGAUAAGUUUCUACAACCGAAAACCAAGAAUACCAUGGACAUUAAGUCACUAACAGGGUGACAAUUACAAGGGAGACAAGAGACGAGCCAUUAUUUAAAACAGGAAUUUCCCUGGAUUUACAAAUCCAUGGGAACUUUACAGUACACAACCACAUUUAAUAUAUCGCACUGUGCAAAUUAUAUGUAUUAUAGGAAUAAUCCAUAUUGUGGCUUUAAGGUUCUAGAUAUACUAUAUGAUGACUAAAAACUAAAUGUUGACAUUUCUUUGCUUUCUCAUCUUCAGGUUGUAUCCCAUGGACACAAAUGGUUGGCUGAACGUCUCAAAAAGAUCCUGUCUCAUCCUUGAAGAAAUUUUUUUAACGUUUUAAUAGUAUAGUAUCUUAAUAUAUAGUAUAUCCUCUAUAGAAUCCGUUUACAUAUAUAUGUUUAUAUAUAUAUCUCCCAAGGGUUUUUUCCCUCCUAGGACUUUUUUCCUCCUGGCUAAAAAUGCGGGAGGUUUUUCUCCUAGGGGUUUUUUUCAACCCCGGGGACUCAGCCGACAUUGGCUUAACUUAGCACCUUCUUCUAUACGUUACAUCAUUAACACGCUCGCUUGUAAAGUUUAUUCAUACCUGCUGUAUUUAUUUUUAGCAAAUCUAUUUAUGAUUAGCAAAAACCCUCCCAAGGGUUUUUUCCCCUCCUAGGACUUUUUUCCUCCUGGCUAAAAAUGCGGGAGGUUUUUCUCCUAGGGGGUUUUUUCAACCCGGGGACUGAGCCGACAUUGGCUUAACUUAGCAGCUGCUCGCUUGUAAAGUUUAUUCAUUGCCGCUGUAUUUCGCUACUUAUGUUGUCUGUCGAUUUUUCUGUGUUUUCCCCUGCUUAAAGCUGGGGGAAUUAAAGCUGCUUUGAAAAAGCACUAUAUAAAUAAAAUUUAAUUUAAUGAAUAAAUUUUUUUUUUUAA